This is a messenger RNA of Trematosphaeria pertusa, 1156 nucleotides long. RefSeq lists its product as uncharacterized. The coding region runs from base 354 to 1067 and encodes 237 amino acids. The transcript has a single exon. The record is from RefSeq and is a predicted model, not a curated record. Lineage: Eukaryota; Fungi; Ascomycota; Dothideomycetes; Pleosporales; Trematosphaeriaceae.
CUCAGGUCCGACAUGCGACCAUCCUCACCUCGUAGGAUUCUCAACCUUGACAUGCUAAAUAUGCAAGUAUACCAUGUGCCCUGGGCCGACAGCUGGGCAUUAGGAUCGAAUGUGCAUAUUGCGGUUCGUACUUUUGGAUCCUGCUCCUACCGCCUUUCCAUCUGUUGUUGGUCUUGCGCGAGUUUCAUCAACUGGCCAGACCGGUGCGGCUGUAAUUGGGCAGCAGAGGCUACUAGAUUUUCCUUCGACACUAGCUGAGAAUUCCCGCUGCAGGCGAGCAUAGCUCAAAGUCCCACCACAAUUUGGACUCUGAGUCGCUCCCCUCCGCUCUUGGAGGACCACAUUCACUUGCUAUGGGCACCAAAGAUGAGCUCGGCACAUACACGACUUUGCGUGGCAGUCGGGACUCCUCUCGCAACGCCUCUGAAGACCCCCUCGACCAAGACGGCUCCACGAUUGUUCUGCAUUCCAAAAGAAGCAAAACCUUCAUGAACAGUCUCAUCGUUCCCACCCUCCUUGUUCUCCUCCUUCUCUCCAUCACACAAAUUAGCCUUCUCACCCUCCGCCGUGGCACUUCGAAAACUCUCUCAUCGAUGUCCGCAAUUACCAAUCCCUGUGGUUCAACUGCCCACGAAGCCCGCUCCCGGGGCUGUAAAUUCGAUCUCGGCCUUGCGAAAUGGCUCCCGCCCCAAUGCUACAACCACGAGCUGGACUCGGCUUAUCUUUCCAACUACUUCCAACCUUUCGAAUUUUACCGCGCGCUCGACUCCGACAGGAGCAAGCCCGACCUUAACAGGCGAAUUCUGACGAUUGAAGAGCUUUCGCGGACGAACGGGGACGUUCUGUACUCGACGUGGCGCUACCAUAUGACGCACUGCAUGCAUGCGGUGAAGUAUAUCCAUGCAGCGGCGAAGGAAGGGAGGAGGCUGCCAGGGAGUAUAUGUGGGAUUGAGCAUACUGAGCAUUGCGAGAGGAUUGUGUUGAAUGGGACGGUGGAUUUGGAUGCUGUAGGAGAAGGAGUUAAGGUUGGGAUGCCGGAUUGCGUACCGCUUGAUAUGGCGUGUUAGGGAGGUAUAAUCUAAGAGAUUUGACUGCUGUUCCGGAGUAAAUAGAAAGAAUGUAUCCCAUCAAGACGCGCGCAUCCACUUCGGAAGCC